This is a messenger RNA of Catharus ustulatus (Swainson's thrush), 2865 nucleotides long. It is a transcript of the gene PRRG3, whose product is annotated as proline rich and Gla domain 3. Gene Ontology annotation, cellular component: extracellular region. The transcript has 6 exons. The record is from RefSeq and is a predicted model, not a curated record. The coding region runs from base 569 to 1165 and encodes 198 amino acids. Gene Ontology annotation, molecular function: calcium ion binding. NCBI's taxonomy places the organism in Eukaryota, Metazoa, Chordata, Aves, Passeriformes, Turdidae.
GGACCUGCCCUCCCCUGCCCGUCGGCGGGAGGGAGCGGCUGCGGCGGGCGCGGGGCCGCCAUGAGGUAGGCAGGAGCCCCCCUUGGCCGAGUGAGGCAGCAUGGCAACCUGCACGGAGGCUGCGUGCCCUGGUGUGAUGGGAGCAUAAAGAGGAUGGCUGUAGUGAAGGGCAGGAUGGAGAGAUCUGCCUGGCAUCUCGGGAUUUGCUCGGAGUGUCGCCAGAGCCAGCUGUGAAGGUGGAGGCAGUAGCCAUGCUGGGGAGGAGGAGGACCCCAGGGAUGACAGUGGCCAGCUCAGCAUGGCAGAGCAGGGAAGGGGUCCAGUGACUGCUUUCUGCAGGGAUGGAAAACCCUGACAGUGAGAUCUACAGCCAAGCUCGUUGCUCCAAGAUGUGCUGAGGAAGUUGAAAUCCGAGUCUCAGGCUUAAGUGCCAAGGAGGGGAGAGUUUAUACCAUGGCCUGAUCAAGUGUUCUUGGGGGCCAGGAAUGCCCACUCGCUCCUGAAACGCUUUCCCAGAGCCAAUGGCUUCCUGGAGGAGAUCCGGCAGGGCACCAUCGAGCGCGAGUGCAUGGAGGAGGUCUGCAGCUACGAGGAGGUCAAGGAGGUGUUUGAGAACAAGGAGAAGACGAUGGAGUUUUGGAAAGGCUACAGCAGCUCUGUGUACUCUGUCAAGGACCCCGGGCACAGCACGGAGCGCUCUGACGCUAUGUACGUGGUGGUGCCCCUCUUGGGAGUGGCUCUGCUCAUAGUCAUCGCCCUCUUCAUCAUCUGGAGGUGCCAGCUGCAGAAGGCCACCCGCCACCGCCCUUCCUAUGCCCAGAACCGUUACCUGGCCAGCCGGACGGGCCGCAGCCUCCCCAGGGUCAUGGUGUACCGGGAGCGCUCGCACAGCCAAGGGGAGACCCAGUACCAGCGGGAAGCCAGCAACCGGGGGGCUGGGGAUGGCAGGGCCGGGGGCACCCCCCAGCCUGACAGCACCCUCUGCCCGCCUGAGCAUUCUGUCUCCGUGCUCUCCAGACUGUCCAGUGCCACCCCCCCGCCCUCCUACGAGGAGGUGACGGGCCACCCGGAGAGCAGCAGCGGCGAGGAGACCAGCGUCUCCUACAAUGAGCCUCCGCCCAAGUACGAAGAGAUCGUGGCCACGGCCCCUGCCGCGGGCAAAUAGCGGGUGUGCCUCCCUCCUGCCUCUUCACACACUCACACUCACCCAGCCACCCUCCCUUCGCCGUGCCUGGGACCCCCUGCAGGUGUCUGUCAGGCCCCCAUCUCACCUGUACAAUCUGGUGCCAUCACACAAUAGCCUUACCCUCCUAACCAAAAAUAGCUGUCCCCAGGUGGGGUGAGGCAGGGCUGUGGGAUGGCUCUGGAGCCAGCCUGCCAUCUCCUGCCCCUCACUCCCCACUCACAUAAGUGCUGUAGCAGCCAGAGCACAGCAGCAGCUUGUUCCUGGCUCAAUGCAGGGGUCUCCCCAUGGUGUAUUUGAUUUCCUCACUUCCCCCUCAAACAGACAUAACAUUUCCCAUGAUUAGAGCAGCCUUGCUGCUUCCCUGGGCUGCUGCUCAGCCUCACCCCCUGUCCUCACUGAGCCCUGUUCUACUGCUCAGGGCUCUGAUUAGGUCAUGGAGAUGCAGGAUGGGUGUGGCAAAUUUUUGUCCAUCCCCGCAGUUGGUGGGGCCAGCUCUGCGGGGAGAUGGUGCUUCCCCAGGUGGAUUUGUUGCCAAGUGGGAGUGGGGAGCCUGGUCCUCACUGUGGUGCCUGUAGUGAUAUUUGCUGUGUGGAGAUCAGGGAGGAGCAGUCAGGAAGGUGCCCUCUGAUCUCCAAAUCCCUUUAGAAAGGGAGAAAGGGCUCGUGGUGGUUUUGUACUCGAGGUAAGUGACUUUGGAGUAGCAGGGCCUUUUCCUGAUGCUCUCUGCUUUCUCUCUGUGGGUGCUGAGCAGCUGGAGGUCUGGCUGCUGCAGAGCUGGCCAAGGGGAUUGUCUCUGACCCCCAGCAAAAUGUGUUCUCAUGGUUUUAACUGAUGGGGAUUCAGCUCUCUCCUGGAGCAUGGCCUGUCUGGUGUCUGCCCCAGAGCUGAGAGCCUGCAGACUGGCCAAACCUCUCCUCUCCCGACCCCAAACCUCUCUGCCCUGCCUGGCCCCUCUCUUUGGGGCUCUUUGUCCUCCAGAGCAGCUAAAGUGGAAUGCAAGGCCUCACUCUCCUCUUGACCUCUCGGUUGGGCUGAGAGUUUGGUGUCCAGGGCUGUGGCAUGGAAGUCCUGCUGACAGAGGUGGGAGCCACAGGACAGUCAGGAGCAGGGCCAAGCCCUGCUCGGGUCUUGCAUUGCCAGGGCAGGGCAGAGCCAGAUGCUUUGCUGUGAGAUCAGUGUUCCCUUUCUGUAGGGUCCAGGCAACGGGGCUGUCCUUCCCCAAUCAUGUCUGAUGGAUUAAUACAAGGGUUGUGCUCCAACCCCCCAGAAGCAGCCCAGAAACUCCCAGCACUGCCACCACCCGGUGUUCCCCCAGCACCAGUCUCCACCAGCACCAAAAGGCUAUUGUCCAUCCAUCAGUGGCCUGCAUCCUGCCCAGCCCCAGUGAUGCUCACAGCUGGUGCUCAGCCCAGAGCUGAGGCUUGCCCAGCGUGGCUGCUCCUGGGGCAGGACAUGCUGGCACCUCGUCUGUCCCCUCCCCAGCCUUAGCAGGUCGGGGUUUUGGGAGACCUGGCAGCGAGCAUCAGAGCCCAGAGAACACCAGGGGGAGACACAGGGGUGCUCUGCAUCCUCAGUCUUUGAUGCUCGGUCAUUAUCCCUGCGGUUUGUAUUCUGUAAAACUUGGUAUAUUUCUGUGCAAAAAGAAAAAAAAAAGUAUUUAUUAAAAAACCCUCACUGUC